CCUGUGGUUACCCUGGGCUCCCUCCUCCUCCUCUCUCAGGGAAAUCUCUUGUGUUUCUAGCAGCAAGGAAUAGACACUCUCCCCACAACAAGAAGAAGAAAGACGCUAUCCUCAGCUACAAACAAAAACUCGCCAGGGAAGGAAACAAAGAGAGAGAGAGAGAGAGAGAGAGAGAGAGGGAAGAAGAAAUCCCCCUCACACACACGAGAGAAAGAAUCACCUGGGGACAAAAACAAGGGAGAAAAUUCAGAUGCAAUUUCCAACAACUCUUCGUUCUCUUUCCCUUGUGAAGCUCCAAGCAACCAAGGUAUUCAUGCAGUAAAGGGGCGGAAGCAGUUGGUAACGUUUUGGGGUUGUUGGAGUGGCUGGAUUUUUCCUGGAAUUGAGCUUUAAAUUCAGAAGACUGAAGCCCAGGCUUACUGUCUACCUUUCACGGAGGCCAAGCCGUGAGAGGACAGAGGAAGGAACGUGGCGAAUCAUGACGGCAGAUAAAGAGAAAGAUCGUGAUCGGGACAAGGAGAGAGAAAGAAGGGAUAAACGAGAGAAUGAGCAUUCCAGGCCACGUCGCAGCUGUACUUUGGAAGGAGGUGCUAAGAAUUAUGCAGAAAGUGACCACACUGAAGAUGAAGAAAAUGACAAGGACAGUGCUACUAAUGAGGAUGCGGGGAAGAAGUCAAAAAUAAAGAAGCCACCGAAAAAGAAAUCGCGUUAUGAGAGAGCAGAGACCGGUGAUAUAACAUCAUUUGUAACAGAGGACGAUGUUGUCUACAGGCCUGGAGAUUGUGUUUAUAUAGAGAGUCGUCGCCCCAACACACCUUACUUUAUCUGCAGUAUCCAAGAAUUCAAACUGGCUGAAAUCUGUGCUCGUCAGUCGUCUAAUGCCCAUGGAAGACUUCGUAAUCUACUACCUGAACCAAGCAAACGGGACCACCUGUUAAUGAAUGUCAAGUGGUACUAUCGUCAGUCAGAGGUACCAGAUUCGGUCUACCAGCAUCUGGUUCAGGAUCGACACAACGAGAAUGGUACUCACAGCCCUCGGGUAUUUCAUCCACUUGGCCAUUCUUCAGAUUCUGGCCGUGAGCUUGUGAUCACAGACCCAGUAAUUAGGAGUCGGGAACUCUUCAUUUCGGAUUAUGUAGACACCUACCAUGCAGCAGCACUCAGAGGGAAAUGCAAUAUUAUACAUUUUUCUGACAUAUUUGCUGCCAGAGAGUUUAAGCCACGACCGGACCAAUUUUUUUAUAUACUAGGCUAUAACCCAGAGACAAGGAGGUUGAAUAGCACGCAGGGAGAAAUCCGUGUGGGGCCCAGUCAUCAGGCUAAGCUUCCAGAAUUGAAGCCUGUUCCCCUGUCCACUGGUGAAAUGGUAACUGAGCAUGAGGAGCUGGUCUGGACACCGGGUGUCAACGAUUGUGAUCUUCUUAUGUACCUAAGAGCUGCCAGGAGUAUGGCUGCCUUUGCAGGGAUGUGUGAUGGUGGAUCCACAGAAGAUGGCUGUCUUGCAGCAUCUCGUGAUGAUACUACAGUAAAUGCAUUAAAUACUCUCCACGAGAGCAGUUAUGAUGCCGGAAAAGCCUUGCAGCGACUUGUUAAAAAGCCUGUGCCCAAAUUGAUAGAAAAGUGUUGGUCUGAUGAUGAAAUGAAACGCUUCAUUAAGGGCUUGAGGCAGUACGGCAAGAACUUCUUCAGGAUCCACAAAGAGCUGCUUCCAAAUAAGGAGACGGGUGAACUGGUGACAUUUUAUUACUAUUGGAAGAAGACUCCUGAAGCAGCUAGCUCUCGUGCUCAUCGAAGACAUCGCAGGCAGGCGGUAUUUAGAAGAAUUAAGACACGUACUGCAACAACCCCAGUGAAUCCGUCCCGGCCACCAUCUGGUGAAUUCUUGGAUCUCAGUUCUGCCAGCGAGGAUGACUUUGACAGCGAAGAUAGUGAACAGGAGCUGAAGGGCUACGCCUGUCGCCAUUGUUUCACCACUACAUCCAAAGACUGGCACCACGGAGGAAGAGACAAUAUAUUAUUGUGUACCGAGUGUCGGAUUCACUUCAAGAAAUACGCGGAAUUGCCACCUAUCGAUAAACCAGUGGAUCCACCGCCCUUUAUGUUUAAACCAGUCAAAGAAGAAGAAGAUGGGCUCAGCGGGAAACAUAGCAUGAGGACCAGAAGGAGCAGGGGCUCGAUGUCUUCACUGCGCAGUGGUCGUAAAAAGCAGACAGCCAGCCCUGACGGUAGAACCUCUCCUAUCAAUGAAGACAUCAGGUCCAGCGGCCGUAAUUCUCCCAGUGCUGCAAGCACAUCCAGUAAUGAUAGCAAAGCAGACUCUAUGAAAAAAUCCAGUAAGAGAUCAAAGGAUGAUGUAUCAUCGCCAUCAAAGAGUGCCAAACGCCAAAGAGAAAAGGCUGCUUCUGAUACAGAAGAAUCAGAAAGAUUAAAUGCAAAGAAGUCCAAAACACAGGAAAUCAGUAGACCAAAUUCACCCUCUGAAGGAGAGAGUUCUGACAGCCGCAGUGUUAAUGAUGAAGGAAGCAGUGAUCCAAAGGAUAUUGAUCAGGACAAUCGCAGCACGUCACCAAGUAUACCGAGCCCAAGGGACAAUGAGAGCGAUUCUGAUUCCUCUGCACAGCAACAAGUAUUACAGUCUCAGCCUCCUGUACAUCAGAAUCCAUGUGCCUCUUUGCCAUUAGCACAACUGGAACCACCACAAAUGCCCCCUCCAGCAUCAUCCUGCGCUGUAUCAGUUUCUCAACAAUUGUCUCCUGUUUCACAGCCUCGAAGUCAGACACCUCCCCAUUCACUUCUGCAGCCUACACCACAGCUUCAUCCCCAGAGACUAACAUCACCACAUCCUCCAAUUCAGCAGCAGUUGCAACCUCAGUCACAACCUCUUCCCCAGACACAGCCUCAGCUUCACACUCAGGUGCAACCAUUGCCUCAUUCACUGCAAGCUCAGUCUCUCAUACAGCAUCAACUCCAAGGUCCGCCAUUCUCAAUCAACCCUCAGCCUCCACAGCCCCAGCUACAGCAGGCUUCUGCCCAGGGGCCAACUACAACACACUCACAGCAACACACUCCUACACAAGUCCAAGCACAGCCUCCACCACCUUCCCAAGUUCAACCGCAGUCACAGCCUCCAAGAGAGCAGCCUUUGCCACCUGCCCCUGUGACUAUGCCUCACAUUAAGCCACCCCCCACAACACCAAUUACUCCUGUUUCUAACCCACAGUCACAUAAACCACCAACUCACCUUGCGGGACCACCUCCCUUCCCACAAAUGCCUUCAAAUUUACCACCCCCUCCAGCUUUAAAACCAUUGAGCUCCCUUUCCACCCAUCACACUCCCUCUGUUCAUCCACCUCCAUUGCAGUUAAUGCCUCAAACUCAACAGAUUCAACCUCCUUCUGCUCAACCCCCAGUAUUAACCCAAGCUCAGAGCCUUCCAGCGACUGCACCUCAUCCUCAAGCAAUAUCGCACCCUGUUCCUUCUCAGCCACCAUAUGCCCAGCAUCCUUUCAUCCCAUCAGGGGCUCCUACCAUCGCCUCAUCAUCAGCAUCUGCCACAUCAAGUGUUGCGCCCAUCUCUACCAUUCAGCCUACAGCUUCCAUCGUUACAUCUAUGUGUUCUGCUGGGAACAUCACAAAUACUCCACCUGCCACAGUGACGAGCAUUCAGAUUAAAGAGGAAAUACAGGAUGAACCAGAGGAUCCAGACAGUCCUCCUCCAUCACCAAACAGGAGUCCAUCUCCAGAACCAACAAUUGUUAGUGCACCAAGCCAUGCCAGUCAGUCAGCCAGGUUCAUCAAACACUUGGAUCGUGGUUACAAUUCCUGUGCACGAUCAGACUUGUACUUUGUGCCACUGCAAGGAUCAAAACUGGCCAAGAAGCGGGAAGAAGUAAUAGAAAAGGCUAGGCGGGAAGCUGAGCAAAAGGCGAGAGAAGAGAAAGAGAAAGAAAAGGAAAAAGAAAAGGAGAGAGAACGAGAACGGGAACGAGAGAGGGAAGCUGAAAGAGCAGCGAAAGCUUCAAGCUCCUCCCAUGAGGGACGCAUGGCAGAAUCUCAACUGGUUGGGCCAGCUCAUUUAAGGCCUUCAUUUGAACCACCGCCCACCACCAUUGCAGCUGUCCCUCCAUACAUUGGACCAGACACUCCAGCACUACGGACUCUCAGUGAAUAUGCAAGACCACAUGUCAUGUCUCCAACCAAUCGUAACCAUCCAUUCUUUGUUCCAUUAAAUGCCUCUGAUCCAAUCCUGGCUUACCAUAUGCCAAGCCUCUACAGCGCUGACCCUGCAAUGAGAGAACGCGAGCUACGUGAGAGAGAGAUUCGGGAGAGAGAGAUUCGUGAAAGGGAGUUCCGUGAAAGGAUGAAGCCAGGCUUUGAGGUUAAGCCACCUGAACUGGACGGACUGCACCCAGCUGCUAAUCCUAUGGAUCCAUUUGCUAGACAUGGUGCAUUAACAAUCCAACCAACAGCUGGAGCUCAUCCAUUCCCUCCUUUCCACCAUGGAUUGAAUCCUCUAGAAAGAGAAAGACUUGCACUUGCAGGCCCUCAGUUGCGGCCUGAAAUGUCUUACGCUGAUAGACUGGCAGCAGAAAGAAUACAUGCUGAACGCAUGGCAUCUCUUGCAAAUGACCCACUUACAAGACUGCAGAUGUUCAAUGUGACGCCACAUCAUCACCAGCAUUCACACAUACAUUCGCACUUACACCUACAUCAGCAAGAUCCAUUACAUCAAGGUUCAGGAGGUGUGCACCCACUGGUGGAUCCUCUAGCAGCUGGACCACAUUUGGCUCGUUUUCCAUACCCACCAGGUGCAAUACCCAACCCACUUUUGACCCAGGCUCCUCAUGAACAUGAAAUGCUCAGGCAUCAUCCUGUUUUUGGUGGACCAUAUAGAGACCUGCCUGGUGCGAUCCCAGCUCCGAUGUCAGCAGCACACCAACUGCAGGCAAUGCACGCCCAGUCAGCAGAACUACAGAGACUAGCAAUGGAACAGCAGUGGCUACACGGCCAUCACCAUAUGCACGGAGGUCCACUUCCUGGGCAAGAAGACUAUUAUAGCCGUCUGAAAAAGGAAAGUGACAAGCCACUUUAAAUUCUGAACCAUAUGAAGGCUCACUCUGACGGACAAAGGUUACUCAACCAGUACUUUGGAAGGAGCUCUGACAUCCUACAAGAAUGACAAAGAGAUCUUCCUAAAAAGAUUUUCAACCCCAACCCCAACCCCUCACCGCAACAAAAGAGAUCAUAUGAUUUUAUUUUGUAAUAUUCAUCUGUGGAGGGGCUGGCUGUGGAUCAUUGCAAGACAUUGCAUUUGAUAAUAUGAUAGUCAAAAAUGCACGCUGAGCAGUGUUUCCAGCUGUUCUUGUUUUGGUACUGGACUGAGUUUCAAAUGGUCACUGCACAAUGCAACCUAACUAAAACAAAACAGAAAAAGUCAACAGAUUUACAUUCUGAUUAUAAGUACUCUCGUACAUUUUAUUACUCCUUAAAUAAUAUGUAGGAUAUCCUCAUAAUUUUAAAGAAAAGUGAAAUCUAUGGCAUGGCUUUUGAGUUUGUAAAUAAAGAAAAUUAACCUUAUAAGUAAAGGAUUAGUUGUGGAUUUCUAAUUGGAUAACAGAUUGCAAAAGUUAAAUGUUUUAAACAGCUUCAACUCCUUUAAUUAAAGGAGAAGUUAGCUGUGUGGUAAUGUUUCCUCUGAAAUGGAGUGUUUUUUCUGUGUGUCUAGUAGCAGUGGCAUGCAUCAAAAGGUUGCAGGGAUUGUGGUCCAGACGAACGUCAACAUAGAUUUUAAUUAACAUUAAAAAAAGCUACAUAAAUAGUAUUUUACCAUCACUGGGUUUGGGCACCCCAUACCAUGCUGGUCAACAAUGCAGACUAUUACUAGACUGAUCUCUUGCCAACAGCAUGAAAGAAAAUCUAGGCUCUCUGUUGUAAUCAUUAAAAAUAUUUUCAGUAUCCAAAAUAUUUAAGACAGUUGAAUCUUUUACCGCCGUUUUAUAGUGAUAAUUUUAUGAUUAUAAUUAAAAAAAAUUAGGAACAAAUAAGCUACUUUUAUAUUUGCGUUUAACGUAACAUCCAGCAUUUUUGCUUUCAUUAAAUAUGCAUUAAAGUAUUGCACAUACCUGUGGCAUCAUGCUAAUUUUCUGCUUGUCAACCUAUUUUGUUAUGUUGGGGAUGGAGCUGACAACCUAUAAUUAAAUAUCAGAUUCAAGGGCAUUAAUGAGUCACAAGUCACAUUCACAAAAAUUAAGUAAAAAGUUUGGGAGUACUGAAAAAUAGGACCAAAAGUACAAAUUGAACUUCUGUCGUGAUGUUUGAUUGUGAUCACGCACCUAUCAUUAGCGUCUCAAUCCACAGAGGUUUGUUGUCAAACAUUUAAGCAGCAUGGGCCUCCACUGUAGAGGUGCACUGUACUCAAGUAUACUUCUCUCUCCCAAUGAGAGAACUUUCAAAGAGGGGAGCUUGAGUUAGGACAAAGGCUUGUGCUUACUGGUGGACAAGUCCUUUUUAUUUCUGAAAUAAAUGCUCUGAAAAGAUGUUGAUUUAAAUAAUGUUAGUCACUCAAAAAGAUUCAGUUUUAAAGUCCCUUUUCUAGAUAUAUGUAUGUCAUAGUGUUUGGUUGGUUAUGGGCCCUUGAUUACCUUGUGGAGAUUUAUAUUCAUUUUUACUCAAGUCCUUUACCAUGAUACAUUAGUAUCUAAUUUCGGCAGUGGGGGUACCUGAGAUACUAGCAAACUGAACUGAAAACUUGUCAGUAAAUAACAUUAACUUUAGAGCAGGGGCUGACUGAUCUUGCUCUUUUGUCAAUCACAUUUUUAUAUCUUAAACAACUAAAAAUACCACUCUUAAAAAGGUUUUGAAAGUUCAAACUUUACAUUUUAUCAAAGAAGCUAUCACAUUGUUGUCAGAAGCUGAAUGCAGAGAGUCUGGCUGAUGUCUGCACUGGGUAACUGGUUUCCUGAUGGUGCGUAUUUGUCUUUCCCCUUGAUUUUAUCAAGGACUGUAUAUUCUCCAUUGUAGACUGUUAUGUGGUGUUCACUGUCAUAGGACUGUGUUUAAUUAAAAGAAAGAACUACAUGGUGUGCUCACACCCUGGAUAGUGACACAAAGGUUCAAGUUUUUAUUUUGCUUUUGUGUUUACCGAAGUAUAAUGUUUAAUGUUGUCAAUGGUCCAGCUUCUUAUUUCACUGCAGCAUUAGCAGAAUGUACAUUCUGAUGCUAAAUUUAUAUAUAUCUUGAGGCUUAAUGUAUAUAAUAGUAGUUUGCCAUGGGAUAACACAAUGUAAACAAAAGGUAGAAGCAAAGAUUGUGAGUCCUGUGUUUUCUCCAUUUGAGUAUUUUGUAAUUUUUGAAAUAUUUGUGACUUAAAUAAACCAGACAGAGCUGCAA
Molecule: messenger RNA, 7389 nt
Organism: Stegostoma tigrinum
Lineage: Eukaryota; Metazoa; Chordata; Chondrichthyes; Orectolobiformes; Stegostomatidae
Gene: rerea
Product: arginine-glutamic acid dipeptide (RE) repeats a
Exons: 24
Coding region: 479-5092 (1537 amino acids)
Biological process (GO): regulation of DNA-templated transcription
Cellular component (GO): nucleus
Molecular function (GO): transcription corepressor activity; chromatin binding; sequence-specific DNA binding
Source: RefSeq, a predicted model, not a curated record